CAUUCCAAUAUGUUACUGAGCCAAGGCUCGCGAGACUGGUUAAGUUCUUUGGGAAAGCUACUGGAGUCUUUUGUAACUGAAGAAGAUGAAGAAAAGUUAAACGCAAUAUCUCGUCGUUUAGAAUACAGCGCCACCGAGUUAUCAAGGGCGCUUAAGCAAUCCAAAGAAGCCGUUGAAAGUAUGGAAGAGUCUCUACACCGGAUUCAAUCAGACAGUGAACUGGUGGCAGCUGUUUUACAAAAAGUCACAAAAUUAAGAAGAGAUGUAUAGAAAGUCGUAGAAUCAUAGACAAGAUUCAAUUUCCACUACAGUCCUUUUUUG
Messenger RNA from Galdieria sulphuraria, 321 nucleotides. RefSeq lists its product as uncharacterized. The transcript has 4 exons. The record is from RefSeq and is a predicted model, not a curated record. Lineage: Eukaryota; Rhodophyta; Bangiophyceae; Galdieriales; Galdieriaceae. The coding region runs from base 10 to 270 and encodes 86 amino acids.